Molecule: messenger RNA, 273 nt
Organism: Fulvia fulva
Lineage: Eukaryota; Fungi; Ascomycota; Dothideomycetes; Mycosphaerellales; Mycosphaerellaceae
Exons: 1
Coding region: 1-273 (90 amino acids)
Source: RefSeq, a predicted model, not a curated record
AUGCUUUUAUGGACCCGUCUAGUCAACAGACCACUGUUCCAGGAUCUCGAAGCAAAUUCGGCAUCACCACAGGAUCAGCCCGAAUGCAAGUCUCCAUACAAUGGUAGAGGCUUUGAGGGAAAGAAAGGACCAACUAUCCCAGGCAGAGUCGACAACGGCGGCUUUGAUGUAGCCCAGGGAUAUCAUCAGGCGGUGCUGGUAGCGAUCAUGACCAUGUUGAAGGCGGCAGCAGGGUCAGAAGCCGAGGCGACGAUAGCGAACAAAGCGACAUGA